This is a messenger RNA of Stomoxys calcitrans (stable fly), 510 nucleotides long. RefSeq names its product endocuticle structural protein SgAbd-6-like. Lineage: Eukaryota; Metazoa; Arthropoda; Insecta; Diptera; Muscidae. Gene Ontology annotation, cellular component: chitin-based extracellular matrix. The record is from RefSeq and is a predicted model, not a curated record. Gene Ontology annotation, molecular function: structural constituent of chitin-based larval cuticle. The transcript is spliced from 3 exons. The coding region runs from base 67 to 387 and encodes 106 amino acids.
CUUAUUCUACAAGUUGAAACUAAACCUUCAAGUCAUCUUAGCCACAAUCACAAACAAUAAUCCACCAUGAAAUUGAUGCUAGUCUUUGGAAUUGUGUCCAUGGUCUUGGCCUGUGCUUGGGCUGCCCCCCAAGGCAACAAAGAUGUUGAAAUUGUGGAACAGACCAAUGAGAACAUUGGCAUUGAUGGCUACAAGUUUAGUUACACUCUUAGUGAUGGCACCACACGCACUGAGGAAGGCACCGUCAUAAAUGCUGGCACCGAAAAUGAAUCGCUUUCGGUGAAGGGAACAAUUUCAUGGGUAGCUCCUGACGGUCAAACAUACACCAUAAACUUUGUGGCCGAUGAAAAUGGUUUCCAACCAGAAGGUGCCCACAUACCAAAAUAGAUUUAACAAAGAUCAUCAUCACCUCUACAAACGGCUACAACCAUUGCCUCGUUUUCAUCAGCGAUUCAUGUGUAAAUAUUUUUUUCGAUUAGUUUGUUAUCCUGUGAGUAGAAAAUUAUUCUA